Sphaeroforma arctica JP610 is the source of this 606-nucleotide messenger RNA. RefSeq lists its product as hypothetical. The coding region runs from base 1 to 606 and encodes 201 amino acids. The transcript is spliced from 4 exons. The record is from RefSeq and is a predicted model, not a curated record. Lineage: Eukaryota; Ichthyosporea; Ichthyophonida.
AUGAUAUUCCAGAAAGGACAAAGCGGUCCCCUUCUGGAUGUGGUGGUGAGUGCCCUGAACCUUGAACUUUCAGACACCUCUGCGCCAUCCCAGAGCAGUUCUGGACACCCUAAGGACACAGCUGCGCCUGCGCAAUUGGAAUUCGAGUGUACGCAGGUGUCGCUUUUGGCCAUCGCAAAUUCCUUGGGCACUUGUGAUAAUAUCAUCGUCCUGAAGUGCUCGAGUGUGUGUCUCUACGAGACCCCGCCGAUACGCCCCACCUCUACCGCCGAGGAAGCAGGACGUGAGGCUAUGAAUAAACCGAGGGGUCCUAAAAAUAGAUCGAGCGAUGCUGAAAAUAGAUUCAUGGCCGAACGGCUACCGGUGAUUCUACACCCAAGAUUAGACGACUUGUCCAAGCAGUCAGGUGACACGAAGCUACCACCAGAGACCAUGUUGACUGUGACCAUCAGUACGACUACCCAAGCGACGGCAACGGCAAAUGGUGAGAAUGGUGGUGUGCGUGGACGCCAAACAGCUACAAUUGGUACACCGCCAAUCAGACGAUUGGGCCAAAGUACUGCAGAGCAUCCUGACUCCACCCCAGCCACCUAUACCUGGGUAUGA